AUGCCCAAAACCUUGGUUUCCCUCAGUCAUAAUGGUGCAGGUUAUGAUCAAAUAGAUGUUCAACCUUUUACCGACAAGGGCAUUCAAGUUUCCAAUGUCACUGUUCCAGUGGAAGGUCCAACUGCUGUUACUGCUGUGUUUUUGGUGUUGUCGUGUUUGAGAAACUACCAAGAAGGACACCAAAUCUUGUAUGAUGGUGGUUGGGAUAGCAAAAAAUGUGGAGGUGCUAAAUUGGGCCAUAGUCCGGAAGGUAAAGUUGUCGGUAUCUUGGGUAUGGGAGGAAUUGGUAGAGCUAUCAGAGAUAGAUUGAAGCCAUUUGGAUUCACCAAAAUACUUUAUCAUAAUCGUAAGCCACUCAGUUCUGACUUGGAAGGUGGUGCUGAAUACGUUUCAAAAGAAGAUUUGUUCAAACAAGCUGAUAUUAUCUGUAUCAGUGUUCCAUUGAAUGCUCACACUAAACAUUCCAUUAACAAGGAGGCUAUCAGUCAAAUGAAAGACGGUGUCAUAUUAAUAAACACUGCUAGAGGUGCUGUUAUUGAUGAAAAAGAACUCCCUGAAUUGCUUAAAUCAGGAAAGAUUGGAGCCUUUGGUGCUGAUGUGUUUGAAAAAGAACCAGAAGUGUCACCUGAAUUGUAUAGAUUGCCAAAUGUUGUCAGUUUACCACACAUGGGUACACACACUUACGAAGCUAUCAAGGAUAUGGAAGAUUGGGUCGCUGAAAAUGUGGAGUCGUGUUUAAAAACUGGGAAAGUGAAAACCAUUGUUCCAGAACAAUACAACUUGGAAAUUAAACAAGGUCCAUUAGUUUAA
This is a messenger RNA of Candida albicans SC5314, 810 nucleotides long. It is a transcript of the gene IFM3, whose product is annotated as Ifm3p. Gene Ontology annotation, cellular component: cytosol. NCBI's taxonomy places the organism in Eukaryota, Fungi, Ascomycota, Pichiomycetes, Serinales, Debaryomycetaceae. Gene Ontology annotation, molecular function: glyoxylate reductase (NADPH) activity; hydroxypyruvate reductase [NAD(P)H] activity; NAD binding. The coding region runs from base 1 to 810 and encodes 269 amino acids. The transcript has a single exon. The record is from RefSeq and is a predicted model, not a curated record.